AUGGAGAAAAAGGGGGCCAUGGACUCAGUCCAACUGUCGGGGUUUGCCGUGAAGGGACCCUUGGAGCCUGUUGUAGCCCUGCUCGGCGGUGACGCCACUCUGCCUUGCCAACUGUCCCCUGAGCAGAGUGCAACCCACAUGGACAUCCGGUGGUAUCGAGCCCAACUCUCCCCGGCUGUGCUCGUGUACCAGAACGGACAGGAACAAGGUGGUGAGCAGAUGCUGGAGUACCGCGGCAGGACAGAGUUGGCUCAAGACACCAUAGGCACGGGGAGUGUGUCGCUGCUGAUAGAGCAGAUCCGGGCCUCUGAUAAUGGCCAGUACCGGUGUCUUUUUAAGGAUGGUGACAUCUCCCAAGAAGCCAUUGUGGAGCUGAACGUUAUAGGCUUGGGCUCUGCCCCUCAUGUACACAUGACGGGGCUUGAGAAUGGUGGGAUCAGAGUGCUGUGUUCCUCAGGCGGCUGGUUCCCAAAACCCAAGGUGCAGUGGGAAGACAUGACGGGAGUGAAGCUACCAUCCCUCUCGGAGUACCAGACUCAAGAUGGAGAUGGACUUUUCCAUGUGGAGGCAUCUCUUGUGGUCACAGACAGCAGCAUGGGCAAUGUGACCUGCUCCAUCCAGAAUCCUCUCUCUGGCCAAGAGAAAGUAUCAGCCAUCUUUCUCCCAGAGCCUUUCUUCCCCAGGAUGUCUCCAUGGAAGGCAGCCCUGGCUGGGACACUCCCUGUGCUGGGGCUUCUCCUCAUUGGGACCAGCUACAUUGGAUGGAGAGAACAUCAAGCCAAACACAGAGAAAUAAAGAAAAGGAAACAAGAAGCUGCAGAAAGAGAUCAAGUGAAGAAUGAGAAGAGAAUUGCACUUGUGGCCAAAGAGACCCUGGAGGCAGAUCUUGUACGGCGAAAGGCCUUAUACAAUGAAGACUGGAAAAAGGCCCAGCUUUAUCCUGACUGGAGGAAAGAACAGUUUCAGCCUGCCCUUGUGACUUUGAAACAUGAAAACUUUCAUCAGAACAAUUCAGACCCAGAGGAAAAAGAGAACUGUAGCAAGGAAACACAUGAUAUAUCUCUCAGUAAUAAGAAAGGAGAUGGCAACCUUAUUAUACUUAAUCAGAAAAGCUUUACUUCAGGAAGAUAUUUUUGGGAAGUGGACACUGGAGACACUGAUGAGUGGGCUCUUGGCAUUUAUGAGGUACACAUAAGUGACAAUGAAUUACCAAAAGAUGUACCACUAAAGAAAUUCAGAGUCUUAGAGAAAAAGGGAUGUAACUACAGGGCUCUCACUUGUGGUCCCAAAGUCAUUUCCCAAGAAGUGCCAGUCUUGAUAGAGAAAUUUCCACAAAAGAUUGUGAUUUUCUUGGAUUAUGAGGAUAGUGACAUCUCAUUCUAUGACAUGACUGAGGGUACCCACAUCUUCUCCUUCACCCAGGUGAGCUUCUCUGGGUCACUCUAUCCUUACUUCAAACAUAACCCUAUGGAGCUCUCAUCAUCUGCACAAUGUUAA
This is a messenger RNA of Loxodonta africana (African savanna elephant), 1497 nucleotides long. Its product is annotated as butyrophilin-like protein 1. Gene Ontology annotation, biological process: regulation of cytokine production; T cell receptor signaling pathway. The record is from RefSeq and is a predicted model, not a curated record. The coding region runs from base 1 to 1497 and encodes 498 amino acids. The transcript is spliced from 9 exons. NCBI's taxonomy places the organism in Eukaryota, Metazoa, Chordata, Mammalia, Proboscidea, Elephantidae. Gene Ontology annotation, cellular component: external side of plasma membrane. Gene Ontology annotation, molecular function: signaling receptor binding.